AUGUCUCGAGGAGCGCGCAACUUCGUCUUCAUGAGCCAUUCCAGCAUCAAUAAAGCUAAAGUCAAGAAGCUCGUUGCACGACUCAAAGAUGCUGAGGCUAAUUCCCAUGUGGUUAGAGGAGAUGUUGUUCACUCUAAUUCAGUGGCUUUAACCGUCAGAGCCUGCGAGGAAAGCAGAGUGGAGAGCAACGAAGCCUGGCGUAAGGGAAUCCAGCCCAAAUGGCAAGGCACCUGGAACUUGCAUACCCCCUUCGAGAUUCAUGAACUAGACUUCUUGCUGCUCACGUCGUCUCUGUCUAGAUCUCAUGGAAGUGCCACUGAAAGAAACUACUGUGCGCCAGCCAGUUUCUUGAUGCGUUCGCCCAUGGCGCAAAAGACAGGGAAAGCCACCAGUGGCAAUGGCUCUGGGAGUCAUCUCUGA
Messenger RNA from Clonostachys rhizophaga, 420 nucleotides. Lineage: Eukaryota; Fungi; Ascomycota; Sordariomycetes; Hypocreales; Bionectriaceae. The record is from the annotation of a GenBank genome assembly.